GGCCUCUCCUGGUCCGAUCCCGCCUCCAGCCCCAACCCAGAUCCCGACCCCUCCCUACGUUCUCAGCCCAUUUCCUCAGCAGCUGUUCUCGUCCCGCCCCUUGGUGCCGCGUAGCGGAAAAAGCCCGCGGUGGGCCUCUCUGGCCGCUUGGAGGACUUGUCGUCUCUGCCCCGCAGCGCUGGACGGUGUCUGACGCGAGGCCUGAGGAGCGCUGCGUGUUUUGGCGAUGCAGCGGCCGGAGGUGUGGAGGCUCAUGUCUAGGUUUAAUUCAUUCAAAAGAACUCAUAACGUACUUCAACAUUUGAGUAUGUCCAACCACACAGCUGCAGCAGAAGAGGUACUAUUGGAAAGAAAAGGUUGUGCAGGAGUGAUAACACUAAACAGACCAAAGUUUCUAAAUGCACUGACUCUUAAUAUGAUUCGGCAAAUUUAUCCACAGUUAAAGAAGUGGGAGCAAGAUCCUGAAACUUUCCUGAUCAUUAUAAAGGGAGCUGGAGGAAAAGCUUUCUGUGCUGGGGGUGAUAUCCGAGAGAUCUCAGAAGCAAAAAAGGCAAAACAGAAGCUACCUCAAGAUCUCUUUAGAGAAGAAUAUAUACUGAACAAUGCCAUUGAUUCCUGUCGGAAACCGUAUGUUGCCUUUAUUCAUGGAAUUACAAUGGGUGGAGGAGUUGGUCUUUCAGUACAUGGGCAAUUCCGAGUGGCUACCGAAAAGACUCUUUUUGCAAUGCCGGAAACAUCAAUAGGACUAUUCCCCGAUGUGGGUGGAGGUUAUUUUUUGCCACGGCUGCAAGGAAAACUUGGUUACUUUCUUGGGUUAACAGGAUUUAGACUAAAAGGAAGAGAUGUGCACAGAGCAGGAAUUGCUACACACUUUGUAGAUUCUGAAAAGCUGGGCUCAUUAGAAGAAGAUUUGUUGGCCCUGAAGUCUCCUUCAAAAGAAAAGAUUGCAGAUGUCUUGGAAACUUAUCAUACAAAGUCCAAGACUGAUCAAGACAAAUCUUUCAUACUUGAGGAACACAUGGACAAAAUAAACAGUUGGUUUUCAGCCAAUACCAUGGAACAGAUUAUUGAGAAUUUACAGCAAGAUGGUUCAUCUUUUGCCCUAGAGCAGUUGAAGGUAAUUAAUAAAAUGUCUCCAACAUCCCUGAAGAUCACAUUAAGGCAACUCAUGGAGGGAUCUUCAAAAUCCUUGCAAGAAGUGUUCACUAUGGAAUAUCGGCUAAGUCAAGCUUGUAUGGGAGGUCAUGACUUUGAUGAAGGUGUUAGAGCAGUUUUAAUAGAUAAAGACCAGAGUCCGAAGUGGAAACCAGCUGAUCUAAAAGAAGUUACAGAUGAAGAUUUGAAUAAUCACUUUAAAUCUCUGGGAAGCAAUGAUCUAAAAUUUUGAGACUCCUCAGAUACUAAGAAAACUUCAGGUUUCUAAGAACACAAAAUGGCAGGACCACAAAAGACAAAGAUUAUCUCCCUUCUCCUAGAUGAGGAAAUUGCAGUCCAAAAGGUAUUACAUUUUCUCAGUUCUUAAUCUAUUGGGAUGAAGCAUCUUCCUUCCAAAGAAUUCAGAGAACAGAUCUGGAAUAAAGAUGGCAUGAUAAUGGACAAUUUACAUUUAUAUUCUUGAAGCAGCAAAAUUAGGUCUGAAAGAUCCAAGAAAUUAUUUGUGUAAGUUGAUUUUUAUUCACUUUUUAUUUGUUAGAAAUGCAGAAAAUGUUGAAUUCCUUUGUAUUAAAAAUUUUUAAAUACCUAAGAUUGAAAAGCAUUUGCUUAUUUUAAAUAAGAACUCACAGCUAGCUAAUUGCAACUGGACUUUAUUGUGCAGUUACAAAAAUGUUUUCACAAAAAUAUAUGGAAAAAAUAUACCAUUUCAUAGCUAAGUCUAAUAAGGAAGAGAAUUUGCUAACACAAUUUGAGUUCUGCAAAUUAAGAUAUAGUGAACCAUUCUUAGCCAAGCCCACAGCUCCAAGGAAGAUUUAUCCUAUUAGUCACACAAAUACAGUAUGAGGACAUUAAGAAAACAAUGUAGUCUUCAGAUUUGUUUUUAAGUUGCUGUUCCAUGACACUAUAUGUUAUAGAGUCUCUAAUUGAUUUCUAAAACUAUGUAAUACAAACGUGUAUCUCCCUCCCAUCUCAUAAAAUGCCAAUGAUAAUUGAAUAAAUGUAUGAGUAUCAUGCUA
This is a messenger RNA of Choloepus didactylus (southern two-toed sloth), 2171 nucleotides long. It is a transcript of the gene HIBCH, whose product is annotated as 3-hydroxyisobutyryl-CoA hydrolase. Lineage: Eukaryota; Metazoa; Chordata; Mammalia; Pilosa; Megalonychidae. The record is from RefSeq and is a predicted model, not a curated record. The transcript has 15 exons. Bases 227 to 1387 code for a protein of 386 amino acids. Gene Ontology annotation, molecular function: 3-hydroxyisobutyryl-CoA hydrolase activity. Gene Ontology annotation, biological process: L-valine catabolic process. Gene Ontology annotation, cellular component: mitochondrion.